UUAACGAACGAACCAAACGGAGCCUUCCACAAUGGGCAUUGGCUAUGGACCUGCCGACGAGCAGCUGGAAAAACAGAUCGGCUGCGUGAAGUACACGCUGUUCUGCUUCAACAUUAUCGCCUGGAUGAUAUCGACGGCGCUGUUCGCCUUGACCGUUUGGCUGCGUGCCGAGCCGGGCUUCAAUGACUGGUUGCGCAUCCUGGAGGCGCAGGCCUUUUACAUUGGCGUCUACGUGCUGAUCGCCAUCAGCAUCAUCAUGAUGGCCGUCAGCUUUCUGGGCUGUCUCAGUGCGCUCAUGGAGAACACGCUGGCUCUCUUCGUAUUCAUUGGCACACAGAUAUUCGGCUUUAUUGCCACUGUGGCCGGCUCGGCCAUAUUGCUGCAGUACAGUACAAUUAAUUCGAGCCUGCAGCCGCUGCUGAAUGUGUCGCUGCGGCGAUUUGUGUCCACUUCUGAGUACUCCUACUCUAACUAUGUGCUGACCAUGAUCCAGGAGAAUAUUGGCUGCUGCGGUGCCAGCGGACCGUGGGACUAUUUGGACUUGCGCCAGCCAUUGCCCAGCUCGUGCCGCGACACCGUCAGCGGCAAUGCCUUCUUCAGUGGCUGCGUGGACGAGUUGACCUGGUUCUUUGAGGGCAAAACUUCCUGGAUUGUGGGACUGGCCAUGCUGAUGGCAAUGCUAUCGGUGAUCUGUGGCGUUAUGAGCUUUGUUCUAGUCCAGGCCGUCAAGAAGGAGGAGGAACAGGCGAGCAACUACAGACGCUAAGAGCUGACAUAAAGCCAA
This is a messenger RNA of Drosophila arizonae, 784 nucleotides long. It is a transcript of the gene Tsp2A, whose product is annotated as tetraspanin 2A. The record is from RefSeq and is a predicted model, not a curated record. Lineage: Eukaryota; Metazoa; Arthropoda; Insecta; Diptera; Drosophilidae. Gene Ontology annotation, cellular component: plasma membrane.